AUGAGUGUUCUCUAUCUGCUCACAACUGCGACCAAAACUCAAAGUGCACCAAUAUUGAUGGAUCUUUCUUGUGCAUUUGUGACAAUGGAUAUUCUGGAAAUGGAACUGUGUGUCAAGGUAAAUAGAAGUACUAAUUUUAUAACGUAGCACUUUAUAGCAUAGCGUAUCUAAUUUCUUUCACAAAAGAAAAACAUUUACACCUUCGUAGUGUGCUAAUUAGAGCAGCAAAAUAUUAUACGCAAAAGAACCGAUAGUUUCGGUUUUCAUUUCCCGCUUAACGGCCGCCAAACACCCACCUGAUUGCAGGUAGAAAUGUUUGGAAAAUAACAGGAUUGUGUUCUUUGUGCACAAUAUGCACUGUACUAAAUGCUCAAAUAGUUGAUAUUUUAGUUGUAAUAAUUAUUGUUGUGCACUUUCUUUUUAACAAAAAGAAAUAUUUCAUGUUCAUAAAUAAAUUCCAGUUCUUUUAAAAUAUUCAGAGAUUUAUACAAACUUCGGGACCCGUCAUUAUUUAUGGCGGAGGGUGGCAACCAGGAGAAAUGUUUUCCAGGAAAAUAUUUUGCUGACCCAAAUUAUAAAGUCAAAAAUAAUUUUACACAACCUCAAAUAUCAAUUUAAAAAUAAAUACCCACCCUUGGCCAAAAACUUUACAAAAGGAUACCAAUCAGUUGUUACACAUGUCCUUUAACUCUUCUGCAACAUGAGUUUGAUAACUCCGUGUGCAAUUUUCUGCAGUCUAAAAUUUCAUGUUGUCUGCACAUGUACUUUCUUGGCAGGCACCAUUUGCUUCUUGACAAAGCGGAAAAUGUUCAAGAUAGGGACUCUGAUUGACUAACACAUUGUAUUGAUAUGACCGUCUGUUGACAUUGUUUUUUAGUCUUCAAUAUUUGAAUGAGUGAUGCUUUGGAAAUGGCAACAAAGUUUUAUUACCCAACCCUUCAACUGUUUUGCUUGACAUUUACCUAACCUUUUGCUCACUCAAAAUUUUGUCUACCCAACCCUUUUCUCUCCGGUGCGACCCCCCCCCCCGUCAUAAAUAAUGACUUGUCCCCUACAAAGGUAUAAAUUCAUCUAUUUAGUAAAAAUGCUUGAAACAUACAUAAAUGAUUUCAUACAUUUGUACUGUUCUUUUUUGAAAAUAACCGAACAGAACCGAGGUUUUUUUUCUUUCCCAAAAACCCCGGAAACGAGAUAAAAUUUUUGGAACCGCACAGCUCUAGUGUUAACGCCACUGUUUUUAUAUGUGUUUAGACAUCGAUGAAUGUUCUUUAUCAAUUGACAAUUGUCAUAGAAACUCAACCUGCACCAACUUUGGUGGAUCUUUCUUUUGCACUUGUAAGAGUGGAUAUACUGGAAAUGGAACUGUUUGCGAAGGUGUGUACAGUAGUUGUUGAUGAUUUUGCAAAUCAUUGCUGUUGGAAGGACAUAUUCGCCACCAAAAUGAUCGCCUGAAUAUAAGUAAUGACAAUUGAAUAAUUGCUGUUGGAAACAAAGAUGGUUAAAAAUCUUCACAUAAACUAGAGUGAAAUAUUUAAAAACACUCUUAGUCCGUUCGAUUAUUUUUCCAAAACUAUUUGCCAUAUAUUUUUAGACAUAGAUGAAUGUUUUUCGUUUGUCGACAAUUGUCACAAAAACGCAAACUGCAACAACACUGAUGGAUCUUUCUUGUGCACCUGUGACAGUGGAUACACUGGGAGUGGGACUUUUUGCCAAGGUAAAUUUAAGAUCAAAUUUACUAAUUAGAAGGCAUUACUUGUUAAAAUUAGAUGUCGAGUUCGAAAGUUUAUUUUAUAUUUUAAGAUAUUAAUGAGUGUUCUCUAUCUGCUGAUAACUGCGACCAAAACUCAAACUGCACGAAUAUUGAUGGAUCUUUCUUGUGCACUUGUGAAAAUGGAUAUUCUGGAAAUGGAACUGUGUGUCAAGGUAAAUAAAAGUCGCAAUUUUUUAACAUAGCACCUUGUAGCAUAGCACAUUUAAUCUCUUUCACAAAAGAAAAAUAUUUAUGUCUUCGUAGUGUUUCAACGACACUGCUUUUAAUGUCUUUAGACAUCGAUGAAUGUUAUUCAUCAAUUGACAAUUGUCAUAAAAACUCAAUAUGCAUCAACAAUGGUGGAUCUUUCUUUUGUACUUGUAAGAGUGGAUAUACUGGAAAUGGAAUUGUUUGCGAAGGUAUGUACAGGAGAUGAUGAUGAUGAUUUAUAAAAUCAUUGCCGUAGGGAGGACAUAAACUUGGCCAAAAUGAUCGCAUGAAUCAGCAAUGACAACAGAAUAAUAUUGCUGUUGAAAAAAAAUGGAGUUUAAAAGCUUCACGUAAGCUAGAGUGCAAUAUUUAAAAAAUUUUCGUAUUCGAUCCAAUAAUUUUGCAACAAGUACUUGGUAUAUACUAGUUUGCAGACAUAGAUGAGUGUUUUUCGUCUGACGACAAUUGUCACAAAAACGCAAACUGCAAAAGCACUGACUGAUCUUUGUUGUGCACUUGUGACACUGGAUACACUGGAAAUGCGAAGUCUUGCCAAGGCGAAUUUAAGACAACAUUAACAGUUUACCGAGGCAUUAUUUAGCAAAAAUUAAACCACGAGUUAGAAAUUUUGUUAUAUCUUUCAAAAUAUCUACAAAUGUUUUUUAUUUCGUAAUAACCGUCACAAAAUCUUAAACUGCUCCAGGGAAUCCGACACAGUAAACUCUUUGGGGACAUACGCUACUUGUUGGUCAGCAGAACAAUACUUAGCAAGGUAUUUUUUAACAAAAUUGGAUGUCAACCUCGAAUGUUUGUUGUAUAUUUUAAGAUAUCAAUGAGUUUUCUCUAUCUGCACACAACUGCGACCAAAACUCAAAGUGCACCAAUAUUCAUGGAUCUUUCUUGUGCAUUUGUGACAAUGGAUAUUCCGGAAAUGGAACUGUGCGCCAAGGCAAAAUUGAAGUCCCAAUUUUAUAACGUAGCACUUUAUAGCAUAGCGCAUCUAAUUUCCUUCACAAAGAAAUCAUUUACACCUCCGUAGUGUGUUAAUGACACUGUUUUUAUAUGUGUGUAGACGUCGAUGAAUGUUCUUUAUCAAUUGACAAUUGUCAUAGAAACUCAACUUGCACCAACAAUAAUGGAUCUUUCUUUUGCGCUUGUAAGAGUGGAUAUAUUGGAAAUGGAACUGUUUGCAAAGGUGUGUACAAUAGGUGUUGAUGGUUUUUCAAAUCAUUGCGGUUGGAAAGACAUAAUUGCGACCAAAAUGAUCGCUUGAACAUUAGUAAUGACAAUAGACAAUUCCCAUAAAAGACGAAUUUUAAAAUUAGGCAAGAAAACUCAAAUAAAUCACCACAGCUAGAAAGAGCAUACUACAAUUAGUAAAAUUACAAAGUUUGGUUGCAACAUGUUGAAAAAUGAGGAAAAUAUAGCCUUGCAAAAUUUGCAAAUUUUGUAUACUUUUGUAUUCCUUGCGGAAAUUCCUACCACAUUUAGGCCGAAAGUGGUCGCACGCAAUACAAAAGUGUACAAGAUUUGCAAACUUUGCAAGGCUAUAUUUUCCACAUUUUACAACAUUUCGCAACCAAAUUUUGUAAUUUUCACAAUGUUAGCAUGCUCUUUCUAGCCGUGGUGAUUUAUUUGCAUCUCCUCGCUUAGUUUUAAAAUUAGUCUAUAAUUGGGAAUUGUCUAUUGAAUAAUUGCUGUUGGAAAAAAAGAUGGUUAAAAAUCUGCACAUAAGCUAGAGUGAAAUAUUUAAAACGCUCUUAGUCCGUUCGAUUAGUUUUCCAAAACUAUUUGCUAUAUAUUUGUAGACAUAGACGAAUGUUUUUCUUUUGUCGACAAUUGUCACAAAAACGCAAACUGCAACAACACUGAUGGAUCUUUCUUGUGCACCUGUGACAGUGGAUACACUGGGAGUGGGACUUUUUGCCAAGGUAAAUUUAAGAUCAAAUUUACUAAUUAGAAGGCAUUACUUGUUAAAAUUAGAUGUGGAGUUCGAAAGUUUAUUGUAUAUUUUAAGAUAUUAAUGAGUGUUCUCUAUCUGCUGAUAACUGCGACCAAAACUCAAACUGCACGAAUAUUGAUGGAUCUUUCUUGUGCACUUGUAAAAAUGGAUAUUCUGGAAAUGGAACUGUGUGUCAAGGUAAAUAAAAGUCGCAAUUUUUUAACAUAGCACUAUGUAGCAUAGCACAUCCAGUUUCAGAUUGAAUCUGGAGCCAGAGGCAUGCCGUUCGUGUUCGAAGGGCUCUAACUCCACAAAGCCUUCACCCAUCUUAAUCAUUUUUUUCAUUCUUCGUCAAGAAAAGGACUAUCAUAUAACGCAAUCACUGAGUCGCUACUGCUUCUAGAUUGCUCUAAACAGCUUGCAUAAGUCAAGUCGCCAAACCGUGUCGGGUCAAUUAAAUCUUGAGUAAGACACGGUUAGUUCCUAUCUAAAUCGCUGUAUUGUCUGUAGCGCUUUUAUUUUUCUCUGGAGGCCUCGCAUAAGUUAUGUCACCGAACAGCGACAUAUUGAUGGAGACUGCAAACACGCGUGCCGCUUAGCGAUUUAAAACGCUCGUUCUCCGACACAAGUUACUUUAUCGUCAUAAUAUUUUUUUCCAUUCUUUACCCAUAAUAUUUGCAUCAUAUGAGAUUAUUUUUAAGCUUAUACCGAUUUAAACUUUGACUGAACAGCUUGCACAAGACGAGUCGUCGAACCGCCACAUAUUAGCGAGCUUAAGCAUGUAGGACGGCAACACCACGACGACAGCCAGAACAAAUUCCUUCAAAUAAAUGAUGGUAAAGAAAACUUGUCGUAUAUUAUAAUUCGUAUGAAUUUAAUACAGUAUAAGAAGCUGAAAACAUUGGCUUUAUGUUUGGGAAGAGUUCUACUGACCGAAUUUUAAGUUGCACUUGUUACGGCUUGAAAUGUAGGCGUUGUAUAAAAGACGUGAAAAUCUGUGAUUUGCCGUUGUAAACAGAACGACGACCACGCCUGAAAGUCCCCUGGGACUUUAAUUAUUUAUUUCUUUUCAUUGACUCCUGGUAUUGGUUGCCGUCGUCGUCGUGUUGCCGUCCUACAUGCUUAAGCUCCCUAUUGACACUUACCGCAGGUCGGUCGACAAGUCAGCAUACUAAAAACGCUCUAUCUCAGGCAAAAAUUAACAUAUUCUUUAAACAUUAUUUUUCAUUCUUCCCUGAUAAAUUACACAUUAUUUUAAAAAAUCAGCUUGUCUUUAGCGCUUUUUGUUUUCUCUGGAGGCCUCGCAUAAAUUAAGUUAUGCUAAUGUAAUGGACCAACCCCCCUGUAAGCGGGAUUUCCCCUUUGUUUACUACAGCUCGAACUAUGUAUAUUAAUGUAUUAAUUGAUACAUAUAAAUUUGUUUUAUAAUAUAUAUUACUUAAUUGCAAAUUAAAGAAUUGGUAUAUUAUUUUAUAGUUGGGUUCCAAUGGGAGUUUGUAUAUUCCGGAGUAAUGAGUAAUGCAUUUUCGUAUACUUACAUUAGAAAAAUAAACCAUGAAAACACUGACAGUGGUUCUAUACUCACUCUCUGCCGUGAAUAAUUAUAAUGCUGUGGCAGUGUCAGGAGUGUAACAAAGGGUAAAUUACUCUGAAAAUCUUCGUACACUUCAUCAAAAAUCUUUGGAAAAUCCCAGAAUCCCCAAAUCCCAAGAAAUCUCUAAAAAUUGCAUAAAAUCCUUGGAAAAAGCCCAAUAAAAUCCUCAAAAUUAUUGCAAUAUUGAGAAAUCCCAUCAAAUUUAAACAUUUAAAUCGUGAAUUGACGUGAAAAUGUCCUUCGUUGAUUUACUUUGUUUUCGAAAAUAAUUCGACGGAUUAUAUGUCGCAAAAAAUUUCGGAAAAAGUUCGGCUAAAAAAAAUAAGGGGAAACAUUUCGAAAAAAUCAGCUGAAAAAAAUCCAAAAAUCCCUUAAAUUUCGGGAAAAAAUCCCAGAAUCCCAAGAAAAAUUGCUUUUUUCAGAGUAAUUUACCCUUCGGAGUGUAAAAUAAUAUGAUAAAAUAAAUAUCAAUUGAUCAAAUAUGGUCACAAUUUCGCUAUAGCAUAUUCGUUUCUAGCGUGUUAUAUAUUAACCAGUUCAGCCUUUAAAACAAUUGUCUAUACUUAAAGGACAUUGGCACCCAAAAUUUUUAUUACAUUUAUCUCUUAGGUAUACUUGCGGAAUAUUUAAUUUCAUAUUUUGGCCGGUUUGUCGCGUUUAGUUGUUGAGAAAAUUUGAUAGAAAGUUCAACAGUUGCCGCCAUUUUGAAAAUAAGCGCGUAUGCUAAUUUAUGCCUCAAAAUACAUUAUCUGACGUCAUUGGCUGAGUAAAAACAAUUUCUUGACUAUAAACAAUACCGAGUAUUGCCACGCGUAGUGCAUUUGAACCGAAACAAAAGGCAGCAAAGUUUUACCAAGUAUGUAAUUUAUUUGUAACACUAUUUCUCAUAGUAUAUAUCCUACUCCGUGUUAAAUAAACGCAGAAAUUCGAGUGCAACAAGACAAAUACUAAUGCAAUAUUUUAUGAUCAAUUACCUGUAUUGUAAAUUGUGCCAUUCCCUGCUUUCCCAGUCGCUCGAUAUGUUUUUAUCUGAUAGUGUAGACUUAUCUUGUUUGAUUGCGAAGAGUGUUGGCCAGUAUAACGCUCAAAACGACAUAUUUUUAGCUGACAUAACACGCACGCAAUAGAAUUCUCUCUUGUAGUUUUAGUGCUACCCAUCCAAUGACGUCACAAAGUUCAUUGACCUUCGAGAUAAUUUGUCAAAAAAUAUUUCCAAGAUGGCGGCGAAACACAAAGUUUGAAUGCAUUUUACUCGUAGACUAAAAUGUUUGAGAACGAAAUGAUAAUAUUUUCAUAGUUAGGUCUUCAAGUAGGAUUGAAAUAGCCAAUAAAACUUUUCGGUGCCAUUGUCUUUAAAACACUCAUUAAUAAUUCAUAAACCUUGUGGCAAAUCAUGUCAGUCAUAAUAUAUCACGUGGAGUGACUCUAUAUCUGAUAAAGCAUGCGGCAUUAUAUAAUUAAUUGUUCAUCCUAAUUAGUAUGAUUAUAUAAUGGUUCAUCCUAAUUAGUAUUCUUUUGUAGUCGUAUUUUAGCUUAUUCAAAACACUCGAUGUCGUACGAUAAAACACUCCUACUCGUGUAGCCGGUAUAGGAGUGUUUUAUGUCUGUUUUAUGUCGUACAAACGUAGUGGAGUUAAACCAACCGAUAAUUAAUAUUUAAAAUGUUAUUUUACGUUUUUUUCAUUAAACGAAUUUAUUUCACUUCACUGCCUGGUACUGUCUGUUUCGAUCGCGAGUAGCCUGCGUAGCAGGCGGUAUUCGCGGGCACGAGAGAAUGGGAAGCUUGAAAUACCGCCUGCCCAAAAACUACACAUUCUGAGUUCUCCCCGGCAGCUGGGUGCCGGAGCAUUCUGAUUGGUCAGAAUGUUGAUUUUCAAUUUUUGAUUGACAGGAGUAAAGAAUUAGAGUGAUUAGGGCUAAUUUUAGAAGUUACUGUUGCCAUAUUUAUAAUAUAAGGCCAAAUAAAAAAAAUACUUGGUUAGCGUCACCGCCCGCCUCUCGGUUUUCUGCCGCCUCUGAAUUUUUUUUUGUUUAUGUAAAUCUCUUCGUUUUACAGCUUAAAACAGUUUAAUAUUUGAAAUUUUUCUCAUGCUCAGACCUUCGCGCUAUAUACUGAUCGAUAGGAGCCAUAGAUAUAUUAUAUACACUAGAUAGUGCAUCUAAUUAUUCUGCAAUUCAAAAAUUGAAGCCAUGAUUGCAGUCUUAGGUCGUUCCCAUGAAAUGAGAAGAUUCGUAUGUUUUCUAUUUUUUAAACAGGGAACUUAAACAUUAAGUUAACCCUAUUCCAAAUACAUUUUUAAACUAUUCGAAUGAUGAAAGUUAUUGUUGUUUUUAAGCGUUUUUUACUAAGUGGGAACGACCAAUAUGGCCGCCAUCUAUUCAAAUGGGGGUAACCGCUGGAAUAUUCUUGGCUUCAAUUUUACUAAAAGAGAUGCGCUGUCUAGUGUAUCUUAAAAUAUCUAUGAUAGGAGCGCUUAGGCUUGGGUAUACAAGGUUCUUAAAGCAAAAUGGCGGCCUUCGCCAGAUCAGUACAAAAAAUAUCACCGAUAUGGUGGAAAAACCGCCCCACAUCCCCUCCAAAAAUACUAUUAAAAAAUUAAAAAACGAGUAAAAAUUUAAAAAAAAAUCCGCCCGCCCGCCUCUGAAAAUUUGUGCGAGUGUGACGCUAACCAAGUAUUUUUUUUUUAUUCGGCCUAAACUAUUGUUAUUUUCGUAAUUGAUACCGAUAUAUCGAGUGAUGGCAUACUUAACCAAAAAAUAACUAAUGUAUUAAUUGAGAAUUAAGCGUUGAAUUCUUUAAUCUUUAUCUGGAAUCGGAAAUCGCUUCGUCUUGAACAACGAAUAUCAAUCCAACAUUUGUUGCUUGAUAGAUGUGAUACCGUGAUAAAAGUGCAGAUUUGAAGAUACAGGCUCGUAAAUGACACUCUAAGUAGUGUUUUUGAUAGCGAUUGGGACAAGACUAUUACAAAGUUACGUCCGAAGGGGCCGAAGUUAUGUUCGGCGAAAGGUAUGGCUAGUCUAUAUUUUUGUUCAGACAAUUGCGUAAUUUGAUAAUACACGAACUCGCUUGACUUUCAAAGCUCAUAAAUCGCCAUAAUGUUGACAUCGACUAAAACUAUCGCUAUGAAUGAGGACAUAUUGUUACACUGAAUCGAACGUGGUAUUUUUUCAUAGCAUUGAAUGAACCGAAGAUAUGAAACGUCAAAGCCGUAUAUUUGCACUGGUGCAAAUAUGUGAGUUUGACAAAUAAUUAAAAUAAAUACAUUAAGAUGGGCGGGACCAUGUGGUGGGCGGAACUCAGAAUGUGUAGUUUUUGGGCAGGCGGUAUUUCUAGCUUCUACCGCCUGCUAGGCAGGCUAGUUUCGAGCAUUGACAUGCCCAAUAUCAAAUUUCGAGCUUUAGUAAACAAAAGGGGAAAUCCCGCUUACGGGGGGGUGGCCUAUUACAUUAGCAUAACCUAACUUAUGCGAGGCCUCCAGACAAAACUAAAAGCGCUAAAGACAAGCUGAUUUUUUUAAAUAAUGUGUAAUUUAUCAGGGAAGAAUGAAAAAUAAUAUUUAAAGGAUAUGUUAAUUUUUGGCUGAGAUAGAGCGUUUUUAGCAUGCUGACUUGUCGACUGACCUGCGGUAAGUGUCAAUAUGUGGCUGUUCGACGACUCGUCUUGUGCAAGUUGUUCAGUCAAAGUUUAAAUCGAUAUAAGCUUAAAAAUAAUCUCAUAUGAUGCGAAUAUUAUGGGUAAAGAAAGAAAAAAAAAUAUUAUGACGAUAAAGUAACUUGUGUCGGAGAACGAGCGUUUUAAAUCGCUAAGCGGCACGCGUGUUUGCAGUCUCCAUCAAUAUGUCGCUGUUCGGUGACAUAACUUAUGUGAGGCCUCCAGAGAAAACUAAAAGCGCUACAGAAAAGCCGAAUGCUUUAGGUGAUGUGCAGAUUAUCAGUGAAGAAUGAAAAAAAUUAUUAUAACGUUACAUUUACUCCUUACGACGAUACAGCAAUUUAGAUAGGAACUAACCGUGUCUUGCUCAAGAUUUAAUUGACCCGACAAUUUAGGUUUGACGACUUGACUUUUGCAAGCUGUUUAGAGUAAUCUAGAAGCAGUAGCGACUCAGGGAUUGGGUUAUAUGAUAGUCCUUUUCUUGAAGAAGAAUGAAAAAAAUUAUUGUUAAGAUGGGUGAAGGCUUUGUGGAGUUAGAGCCAUUCGAACACGAACGCCAUGCCUCUGGCUCCAGAUUCAAUCUGAAACUGGAGCUGCGAAUCUGAAACUGGAGCUGACUGGCUUCUCGUCAUAGCACAUCUAAUCUCUUUCACAAAAGAAAAAUAUUUAUGUCUUCGUAGUGUUUCAACGACACUGCUUUUAUAUGUCUUUAGACAUCGAUGAAUGUUAUUCAUCAAUUGACAAUUGUCAUAAAAACUCAAUAUGCACGAACAAUGGUGGAUCUUUCUUUUGUACUUGUAAGAGUGGAUAUACUGGAAAUGGAAUUGUUUGCGAAGGUAUGUACAGGAGGUGAUGAUGAUUUAUAAAAUCAUUGCAGUAGGAAGGACAUACACUUGGCCAAAAUGAUCGCAUGAAUCAGUAAUGACAACUGAAUAAUAUUGCUGUUGGACAAAAAUGGAGUUUAAAAACCUUCACGUAAGCUAGAGUGCAAUAUUUAAAAAAUUUUCGUAUUCUGUCCGAUAAUUUUGCCACAAAUAUUUGGUAUAUACUAGUUUGCAGACAUAGAUGAGUGUUUUUCGUCUGACGACAAUUGUCACAAAAACGCAAACUGCAAAAGCACUGACUGAUCUUUCUUGUGCACUUGUGACACUGGAUACACUGGAAAUGGGAAGUCUUGCCAAGGCGAAUUUAAGACAACAUCAUCAGUUUACCGAGGAAUUAUUUAGCAAAAAUUAAACCACGAGUUAGAAAUUUUGUUAUAUCUUUCAAGAUAUCUACAAAUGUUUUUUAUUUCGUAAUAACCGUCGCCAAAACUUAAACUGCUCCAGGGAAUCCGACACAGUAAACUCUUUGGAGACAUACCCUACUUGUUGAUCAGCAGAACAAUACUUAGCAAGGUAUUUUUUAACAAAAUUAGAUGCCAAGCUCAAAUGUUUGCUGUAUAUUUAAGAUAUCAAUGAGUGUUCUCUAUCUUCUCACAAUUGCGACCAAAACUCAAAGUACACCAAUAUUCAUGGAUUUUUCUUGUGCAUUUGUGACAAUGGAUAUUCCGGAAAUGGAACUGUGUGCAAAGGCAACUUGAAGUCCCAAUUUUAUAACGUAGCACUUUAUAGCAUAGCGCAUCUAAUUUCCUUCACGAAAGAAAUCAUUUACACCUUCGUAGUGUGUUAAUGACGCUGUUUUUAUAUGUGUGUAGACGUCGAUGAAUGUUCUUUAUCAAUUGACAAUUGUCAUAGAAACUCAACUUGCACCAACAAUAAUGGAUCUUUCUUUUGCACUUGUAAGAGUGGAUAUAUUGGAAAUGGAACUGUUUGCGAAGGUGUGUACAGUAGGUGUGGAUGAUUUUGCAAAUCAUUGCGGUUGGAAAGACAUAAUCGCGACCAGAAUGAUCGCUUGAACAUUAGUAAUGACAAUAGACAAUUCCCAUCAAAGACUAAUUAUAAAAUUAGGCAAGGAAACUCAAAUAAAUCACCACAGCUAGAGUGUGGUACAAAGUUUGGUUGCGACAUGUUGUAAAAUGAGGAAAAUAUAGCCUUGCAAAGUUCGCAAAUUUUGUACACUUUCGUAUUCCUUGCGGAAAUUCCUACCACAUUCCUAUAACAUUUAGGCCGAAAGUGGUCGCACGCAAUACAAAAGUAUGCGAGAUUUGCAAUCUUUGCAAGGCUAUAUUUUCCACAUUUUACAACAUUUCGCAACCAAAUUUUGUAAUUUUACCAAUUUUAGUAUGCUCUUUCUAGCUGUGGUGAUUUAUUUGCAUAUCCUUGCCUAGUUUUAAAAUUAGUCUAUAAUUGGGAAUUGUCUAUUGAUUAAUUGCUGUUGGAAAAAAAGAUGGUUAAAAAUCUGCACAUAAGUUAGAGUAAAAUUUUUAAAACACUCUUAGUCGUUCGAUUAUUUUUCCAAGACUAUUUGCUAUAUAUUUUUAGACAUAGAUGAAUGUUUUUCUUUUGUCGACAAUUGUCACAAAAACGCAAACUGCAACAACACUGAUGGAUCUUUCUUGUGCACCUGUGACAGUGGAUACACUGGGAGUGGGACUUUUUGCCAAGGUAAAUUUAAGAUCAAAUUUGCUAUUUAGAAGGCAUUACUUGUUAAAAUUAGAUGUCGAGUUCGACCGUUUAUUGAAUAUUUUAAGAUAUUAAUGAGUGUUCUCUAUCUGCUGAUGACUGCGACCAAAACUCAAACUGCACGAAUAUUGAUGGAUCUUUCAUGUGCACUUGUAAAAUUGGAUAUUCUGGAAAUGGAACUGUGUGUCAAGGUAAAUAAAAGUCGCAAUUUUUUAACAUAGCACUAUUUAGCAUAGCACAUCUAAACUCUUUCACAAAAGAAAAAUAUUUAUGUCCUCGUAGUGUUUCAACGACCCUGCUUUUAUAUGUCUUUAGACAUCGAUGAAUGUUAUUCAUCAAUUGACAAUUGUCAUAAAAACUCAAUAUGCACGAACAAUGGUGGAUCUUUCUUUUGUACUUGUAAGAGUGGAUAUACUGGAAAUGGAAUUGUUUGCGAAGGUAUGUACAGGAGGUGAUGAUGAUUUAUAAAAUCAUUGCACUAGGAAGGACAUAAACUUGGCCAAAAUGAUCGCAUGAAUCAGUAAUGACAACUGAAUAAUAUUGCUGUUGGAAAGAAAUGCAGUUCAAAAUCCUCACGUAAGCUAGAGUGCAAUAUUUAAAAAAUUUUCGUAUUCGAUCCGAUAAUUUUGCCACAAAUAUUUGGUAUAUACUAGUUUGCAGACAUAGAUGAGUGGUUUUCGUCUGACGAGAAUUGUCACAAAAACACAAACUGCAAAAGCACUGACAGAUAUUUCUUGGGCGCUUGUGACACUGGAUAGACUGGAAAUGGGAAAUUUUGCCCAGACGAAUUUAAGACAACAUUUACAGUUUACCACGGCAUUAUUUAGGGAAAAUUAAAUCUAGAGCUAGAAAUGUUGUUAUAUCUUUUAAGAGAUCUACGAAUGUUUUCUAUUUCGUAACAACGAUCACCAAAGCUCAAACUGCUCCAGGAAAUCAGACACAGUAAACUCUUUGGAACAUACCCUACUUGUUGGUCAGCAGAACAAUACUUAGCAAGGUAUUUUUUAACAAAAUUAGAUGCCAAGCUCGAAUGUUUUUUGUAUAUUUUAAGAUAUCAAUGAGUGUUCUGUAUUUGCUUACAACUGCGACCAAAACUCAAAGUGCACCAAUAUUGAUGGAUCUUUCGUGUGCAUUUGUGACAAUGGAUAUUCUGGAAAUGGAACUGUGUGCCAAGGUAAAUAUAAGUCCCAAUUUUAUAACGUAGCACUCUAUAACAUAGCGCAUCUAAUUUCCUUCACAAAAGAAAUCAUUUACACCUUCGUAGUGUGUUAAUGACACUGUUUUUAUAUGUGUUUAGACAUCGAUGAAUGUUCUUUAUCAGUUGACAAUUGUCAUAGAAACUCAAACUGCACCAACAAUAAUGGAUCUUUCUUUUGCACUUGUAAGAGUGGAUAUACUGGAAAUGGAACUGUUUGCGAAGGUGUGUACAAUAUGUGUUUAUGCUUUUGCAAAUCACUGCGUUUGGAAGGACAUAAUCGCGACCAUAAUGAUCGCUUCAAUAUAAGUAAUGACAAUUAAAUAAUUGCCGUUGGAAACAAAGAUGAUCGAUCAAAAAUCUUCUCCUAAGCUAGAGUGAAAUAUUUAAAAACCCUCUUAGUUCGUUCGAUUAUUUUUCCAAAAUUAUUUGCUAUAUAUUUGUAGACAUAGACGAAUGUUUUUCGUUUGUCGACAAUUGUCACAAAAACGCAAACUGCACCAACGCUGAUGGAUCUUUCUUGUGCACCUGUGACAGUGGAUAUGCUGGGAGUGGGACUUUUUGCCAAGGUAAAUUGAGGAUCAAAUUUACUAAUUAGAAGGCAUGAAUUGCCAAAAUUAGAUGUCCAGCUCGAAUGUUUAUUGUAUAUUUUAAGAUAUUAAUGAGUGUUCUCUAUCUGCUGAUAACUGCGACCAAAACUCAAACUGCACCAAUAUUGAUGGUUCUUUUUCGUGCAUUUGUGAUAAAGGAUAUUCUGGAAAUGGAACUGUGUGCCAAGGUAAAUAGAAGUCCCAAUUUUAUAACGUAACACUUUAUAGCAUAGCGUAUCUAAUUUCUUUCACAAAAGAAAAACAUUUUCACCUUCGUAGUGUCUUGGUUAGAGCACCGAAAAAUCAUACGCAAAAGAACCGGUAGUUUAGGUUUUCGUAUCCCGUUUAACGCCCGCCAAACGCGCACCUGAUUGCAGGUUGAAAUCUUUGGAAAAUAGCAGAAUUGUGUUGCUUGUUCACAAUAUGCACUGUACUAAGUGCUCAAAUAGUUGAUCUUUCAGUUGUAAUAGUUAUUGUUGUGCACUUUCUUUUUAAAAAUAAAUAUGUCAAGUUCAAAAAUAAAUUCCAGUUCUUUUAAAAUAUUCAGAGAUUUGUACAAACUUAGGGACAAGUAAUUAUUUAUGGUGGAGGGUGGCACCCAAGAGAAAUGUUUUCCCUGGCAAAUAUUUUGCUGACCAAAAUUAUAAAGUCAAAAAUAAUUUUAGCCAACCUCAAAUAUCAAUUUAAAAAUAAAUACCCACGCUUGGUCAAAAACUUUACAAAAAGAUACAAUCAGUUGUUACACAUGUUCUUUAACCCUUCUGCAACAUGAGUUUGAUACUACCAUUUUCGAGCUUCCGUGAAGCGUGCAUUUAUAACUACGUUUCAAAACGUUUCUUUAGCAUGAGUUUGUCAAUCAUAACUUUUGUUUUGCAAUAAUAACUUUUGUGGGCGUGGUGUCAAGCACAUUGUUUUGCACGCGAAAAAUUCCUCUUAUUUUUCACACGGACUGACUCUAUACUGACAAAAUUGCUAUAGAAAGCGAAAUAACAGAUUUAUAGCACCUUCUGGAAAUGUUUACGUAACAAACCUCUGUAAUACAAGUGUCCUUUUGAGUUUUGACGCCGAAAUUCAAAGUUUCGCGUGCAAAACAAUAUGUUUUUUAUACCACGCCCACAGAAGUUAUUAUGUCAAAACAAAAUGUUUUAGGAGCGAAAUAAAAAGUUUUGAAUGACAAACUCAUGCUGAAGGAACGUUUUAAAACCUAAUUAUAAAUGUACGCUUCACGGAAGCUAGAAAAUGGUAGUAACUGCGUGUGCAAUUUUCUGCAGUCUAAAAUUUCAUGUUGUCUGCACAUGUACAUUCUUUGGAGACACCAUUUGCUACCUGACAAAGGGGAAAAUGUUCAAGAUAGGGACUCUGAUUGACUAACACAUUGUAUUGAUAUGACUGUCUGUUGACAUUGGUUUUUAGUGUUCACUAUUUGAAUGAGUGAUGCUUUGGAAAUGGCAACAAAGUUUUAUUACCCAACCCUUCAAUUGUUUUGUGUUUCAUUUACCCAACCUUUUACUCACUCAAAAUUUUGUUUACCCAACCCUUUUCUCUUCGGGGCCACCACCCGCCAUAAAUAAUGACCGGUCCCUUACAAAGGCAUAAAUUUUUCUAUUUAGUAAAUAUGCUUAAAACAUACAUAAAUGAUUUCAUACAUUUGUACUGUUCUUCUUUUUUGAAAAUAACCGAAACCGAACCGAACCGAGGUUUUUUUUUCAAAAAAAACGGAACCGAGAUAAAAUUUUUGGAAACGGACAGCUCUAGUGUUAAUGCUACUGUUUUUACUUGUCCUUAGAAAUCGAUGAAUGUUCUUUAUCAAUUGACAAUUGUCAUAGAAACUCAACCUGCACCAACUUUGGUGGAUCUUUCUUUUGCACUUGUAAGAGUGGAUAUACUGGAAAUGGAACUGUUUGCGAAGGUGUGUACAGUAGGUGUUGACGAUUUUGCAAAUCAUUGCUGUUGGAAGGACAUAAUCGCGACCAAAAUGAUCGCUUUAAUAUAAGUAAUGACAAUUGAAUAAUUGUUGUUGGAAACAAAGAUGGUUAAAAAUCUGCACAUAAGCUUGAGUGAAAUAUUUAAAAACACUCUUAGUCUGUUCGAUUAUUUUUCCAAAACUAUUUGCUAUAUAUUUGUAGACAUAGAUGAAUGUUUUUCGUUUGUCGACAAUUGUCACAAAAACGCAAACUGCAACAACACUGAUGGAUCUUUCUUGUGCACCUGUGACAUUGGAUACACUGGGAGUGGGACUUUUUGCCAAGGUAAAUUUAAGAUAAAAUUUACUAAUUAGAAGGCAUUACUUGUUAGAAUUACAUUUAGAGCUCGAAAGUUUAUUGUAUAUUUUAAGAUAUUAAUGAGUGUUCUCUAUCUGCUGGUAACUGCGACCAAAACUCAAACUGCACGAAUAUUGAUGGAUCCUUCUCGUGCACUUGUGAAAGUGGAUAUUCUGGAAAUGGAACUGUGUGUCAAGGUAAAUAAAAGUUGCAAUUUUUUAACAUAGCACUAGCUAUGUGGCAUAGCACAUUUAAUCUCUUUCACAAAAGAAAAAUAUUUAUAUCUUCGUACUGUUUUAACGCCACUGCUUUUAUAUUUCUGUAGACAUUGAUGAAUGUUAUUCGUCAAUUAACAAUUGUCAUAAAAACUCAAUAUGCACCAACAAUGGUGGAUCUUUCAUCUGUACUUGUAGGAGUGGAUAUACUGGAAAUGGAAUUGUUUGCAAAGGUAUGUACAGGAGGUGAUGAUGACUUAGAAAAUCAUUGCAGUAGGAAGGACAUAACCUCAGCCAAAAUGAUCGCAUGA
Molecule: messenger RNA, 16284 nt
Organism: Paramuricea clavata
Lineage: Eukaryota; Metazoa; Cnidaria; Anthozoa; Malacalcyonacea; Plexauridae
Source: the annotation of a GenBank genome assembly